UUAUAGAACAUAGCAUUGUAAAAACAAUAUUACACAUAAGCAGAACGUUUAAAAUUAAUAUUUUUAAUCAUCUGAGCCAAAAAUGUCAGAAACUAGCUCCAAGGAGAAUGUUAAGACCGCAAUGACAUACAUCUGUGGUGAAUGUCAUCAUGAGAACGAGAUGCGUCCACGUGAUCCCAUACGUUGCCGCGAGUGUGGCUACCGCAUCAUGUACAAGAAGCGCACCAAGCGUCUUGUUGUCUUUGAUGCACGAUAAGGUUGUCUGUAUAUGGAUAUGAAAACUAUCUUAGAAUUUAGCUUGUAAUUGAAAACGUAUAUAUUGAUAAAUAUAAGGGUUUGUAAUCAGAAAAUAUGUAUUUUUUGUA
Molecule: messenger RNA, 365 nt
Organism: Drosophila hydei
Lineage: Eukaryota; Metazoa; Arthropoda; Insecta; Diptera; Drosophilidae
Gene: Rpb12
Product: DNA-directed RNA polymerases I, II, and III subunit RPABC4
Exons: 3
Coding region: 83-256 (57 amino acids)
Biological process (GO): DNA-templated transcription
Cellular component (GO): RNA polymerase III complex; RNA polymerase I complex; RNA polymerase II, core complex
Molecular function (GO): zinc ion binding; DNA binding; DNA-directed RNA polymerase activity
Source: RefSeq, a predicted model, not a curated record